AUGUCUUCAGCCAAAAGUCCCAACACUGUCGAUGUCGACACACCUAGAAACAACUUCCUCGUCUUCAAUCGGCAACCUUAUAUCUCUCCUCACACCCUUAUCACUAUCAAGAAUUCCUCAGCCAUGUUUGCUCCAACUAAAGAGUCCAAAACACCAUCUCUUGCAAACCAUAUGUCCGCCGCACCACACACUGUGUCUGAUCUAAGGCCUGUCGGUAUCAUCGACCCAUCCGGCAUCCUGUCUGGGCUGUGUCUUGAAAGCCCUUCAGGAGAAGUCGCAAACGUCGUUAGUACAAAUGGCUUUCCAGGAAACAUUUUAUACCGGGGAUCCUACCGUGGUAUUGCCCAAGCUAUGGAAACUGCUGCCUCGAUGGGUCACCCGGGCACCCUCUGUUGGUUGACGAACCCUGCAAGUAGCUUUGACAUGAUGGCUGCUCGCUUGCCACCAGGACACCGCAAGGUAGACUUAAAAAUCCGAUACAUUGACUCUGAACCCAAAGACAAACCGAUUGCGAAAUAUCAACAGUCCCAGGAUGAGUGGAUGAUGAUUGUAUUCCCACGCGAUCGCACUACGGUCGGAGAUGCUCAACCAGACUUCGAUCCUGCGAAGGAACCUCCAAUCACAUUCAAAGAAGUUGUUCAGGACUCCUUGUUGGGCACAUUGCAUCGAGUCGGACAGUUUUGGUAG
This is a messenger RNA of Fusarium sp. VM40, 687 nucleotides long. The record is from the annotation of a GenBank genome assembly. Lineage: Eukaryota; Fungi; Ascomycota; Sordariomycetes; Hypocreales; Nectriaceae.